AUGUACCCAUGGCUUCACUAUGACAUUACGCUCGAUGCCGCGUUUUGUCAUGUAUGCAUGAGCGAUUCUCUGACUGAUCAAGGACCGCUGCUGAAAAGUUCAAAGCGUGAUCCAGCCUUCAACACCAAAGGCUUCACUUACUGGAAAGAUGGGACAACUGCUCUCAAGAAGCACCAAACAAGUGACUGCUAUCGGGAAGCAAGCGAAGCACUUCUUCUUCCUAAGCAAGUCUUGAGAGACGUCGGUGAGCUCUUGAGUCAAGCGCAUCGAGAAGAGAAAGCAGCUAAUAGGAGGAUGUUUGUGAUGAUCUUACAAAAGAUCAGCUAUCUUGCCACACAGGGUCUGUCAUUGAGAGGUGAUGCUGAUGACGCAGAUAGUAACUUCAUUCAGCUGUUGCGCCUGCAAAGUAUAAACUGCCCGGAAAUGAAGACAUGGCUGGAGAAGAAAACAGACAAGUACACUUCACACAAAAUUCAAAACGAAUGCAUGCAACUCAUGGCUCUUCACAUUAUUCGAAAUGUAGCUCAGAACAUUCGUGAUAGUGCCUGUUUUACUAUCAUGGCGGAUGAAUGCACUGAUGUAUCUAACAAGGAGCAGUUUGUCAUUGUAAUCAGAUGGGUAUCAGAGGAUCUGCAGAAGGAUGAAAGUUUUAUUGGUCUCUAUGAAGUGAAUAGUAUUGAUGACAACCGCCUUGUUCAUAGCAUCAAGGACGUUCUUUUGCGACUAAACAUAAAAACAUAUCUCAUUGCCGUGGCCAGUGUUAUGAUGGAGCUUCGAACAUGA
This is a messenger RNA of Corticium candelabrum, 783 nucleotides long. RefSeq lists its product as uncharacterized. Lineage: Eukaryota; Metazoa; Porifera; Homoscleromorpha; Homosclerophorida; Plakinidae. The record is from RefSeq and is a predicted model, not a curated record. The transcript has a single exon. Bases 1 to 783 code for a protein of 260 amino acids.